This is a messenger RNA of Linum tenue, 1432 nucleotides long. The record is from the annotation of a GenBank genome assembly. NCBI's taxonomy places the organism in Eukaryota, Viridiplantae, Streptophyta, Magnoliopsida, Malpighiales, Linaceae.
CAAGUUGCAACUUUGCUGGAGUGGAAACAAGUGCCCAGCUGAAUGGGUUUCCUUCCUUUUUUUUAACUGGAGGAAGAUCACUACGACACGCCAAAGCUCGUCAGAGAGCCAUCGCAUUCCUUCCUCCUUCCAAACUCUACUCCGCCAUUUUUGGAGCUCCGAGAUUGUGCAAGGGUUGAACUUUUUGGGUGGGAGGUUUCAAGAGCGGGAAAGAAUUUAGAUUUGGUUUGCUUUCCGCAACACCGAUUGCGAUUCAAUUUUUUGGACCAACACCGGGGAACAUCAUGAACUGCGAAGUCUGCCAACUCAAAGAGCUGGAAGUGGAGCACUUCGAGAUACGGGAAGUUCUCCGUUGCAUAUUGCAUACGAUUGUUUUCCAUCGAGCUUUGGGACUCGUCCGUCCCAAAGUCAUUGAUUUAGAGCUCUUUGACAUUACAUAUGUGCAAUGUGGGGAUGGUGAACUUGAAAAGAAAAUCGAUGAGAAGAUUGAGCAGUUCAUUAGUUGGGUAGAGAAACACCCAAAUAAGAAGAGCCAGGUCUGUAUAUCCUUCUAUGAGGUGAAAAACAAGCAUCCUUCGUGGUUUACAAACAAAACCGAACGUCUUUAUUGGGAACAAUGGUAUAUCAAUUUGAAUGUGAGCCAGCAACAAAAAGUUCACUCUGGGAAGUCUCAUCCUUCCAAGAUUGUGGUCGACCCUGGAGGUAGUACUGUUGACUCUUAUAACUGUGCAGAUUCAUUGGAGGAGAGGAGUGCUCGCAGGGCAGCACUUGAAACAUCUCUUCGUGAGGUUUUAUUCCAGAUAAUAAAAUUUGUGAAUGAGAAGAAGGAUCAUGUGCCUCCUAUAUCUGAUGGUGUUGUCUACUUCCCUUAUGAAGUUACUAUUCCCAGUUCAUCAGACUCAGCUUUUGGGAUGGACAUGAUCAAGAGGAUGCUGCAGACUGGGGGGCAUCCAACCAUGCUCAGCUGAUUCCAGAUGUUCAAAGAGAAUGCGGCUGCUGAAGAAAGAGAAGAUCCGUACAACAGUUGAAGGUACAAGCUCAUGCUUAGCGCCUGAACCAAAUAUGAACCAAUGCAGCAUCCAUUGGAACAUGUUUCUGUGAAAACAAAUUGUAAAUAUCAACUUGGAGUCUCCCCUCUUAAAGGGGUUCUCUGCUCUUAGUUCUUUAGCCUUCGGCGGUGCAUAGAGUACCAUGUAAAACUGUACAUAACUUUCCCGAUUCUGCUUACUCGUUCGAGAAGUAUAUCCUGAUCUAUGAAUUCUAUCUGAAUAUGAACCGGAUUUAUCCAAUACUUAUUAUUCAAAGCUGGCAGUUUAACUCGAACGAAAGAGUUGCUCCGGUCACCGGAUUUUACAGCCAGGAUGAUGAACAUGGCUGUGACUUGUUGUGACAUUUUAAAUGUUCAUAGUUGAUUGAGUCAUGAUCAUGAGAG